ACUCACGGUGCAGGAGGAUUCGCGGAAAUCGACGAGGACUCUAUCAUAAUAUCACCCUUUGCUACCGCCCCAGUCAAGCAGAUUAUCGCCGAUCUUGCUCGGCCUGUGCUUAUUAGAUCCACCGGCUUUGAAGUCUUCAAUGGCAAUGAAAAACCAUUGGCAGAUGCUGAAUCUCCGAGAACAAGGCAAAUGUGGCUUGAUUAUGAUGCCUAUAGCCUUCCAAGCCAUUCUGAUGACGUUGAAAUAUGUUCUGUAUUGAAAGGAUUACAUUUAUAUUGUAGACUCUAG
This is a messenger RNA of Penicillium maclennaniae, 288 nucleotides long. RefSeq lists its product as uncharacterized. The record is from RefSeq and is a predicted model, not a curated record. Lineage: Eukaryota; Fungi; Ascomycota; Eurotiomycetes; Eurotiales; Aspergillaceae. The transcript has 2 exons. The annotation marks the transcript as partial.